Molecule: messenger RNA, 1806 nt
Organism: Saxophila tyrrhenica
Lineage: Eukaryota; Fungi; Ascomycota; Dothideomycetes; Mycosphaerellales; Extremaceae
Exons: 5
Coding region: 1-1806 (601 amino acids)
Molecular function (GO): heme binding; oxidoreductase activity, acting on paired donors, with incorporation or reduction of molecular oxygen; monooxygenase activity
Source: RefSeq, a predicted model, not a curated record
AUGGCGGCCUCCAUCCGCGAAGGCGCCGAUGCGGCAUACAACGCUGCCCAGAACAUUUCCAACUCAUUCUCGCCGGAGGUGUCGACGGCUCCCCAGCUCUCCCUCAUCGCCACGCUCACGAACAACAAGCUGCCCAUUGUCCUGGCCAUCUUCGUCGUGUUCGUACUGAGCCAGAUCCUGAAGCCCAAUAAGAACAUUCCCGCUGGCGCGAAACCGCUCCCUCAGCAGUUGAGCAUCCCAUGGGCCGGACGAUUCUGGGAUGUGCCAUCGGAGGGCAUUGCGUCGGCAUGGCACUUUGGUGCUCUGCACAAGAAGCUCGGACCAAUCUACGCCUGGAAAGUCAUGGGUACCGUCCAUGUCUGGAUCGAGACCGACAAGAUUGCCCGCGAUCUCUUCGUGAUGCGCCAGCGUAAAUACUGCGAUCGUAACGAGCUCCCGGCUGCCGUUGGAAUCAGAGAGGGCAAGGAAGUGCUCCCGUUGAUGGGCUUCAGCGACACUUUCAAGCGAUACAAGAACUUUAUGCAUUUCAUCAUGAAGCACUCCGUGCCGAAGUCGUUCUACGGCUGGCCUGCGUCGGAGAACAAGAAGACUCUGAGGCGUCUGUUGGAGAACCCAGACCGGUGGUCUGAGCAUUUGAUCGUCCACUGCGCGCGAACAAUUGCAGGUGUGGCCUGGGGUGACCCAGAGCACGGCAAGAAGCUUUUGACUAUUGUGCCUGAGUUGCUCAAGGCUGUGUCUCCAGCUGGCCCCAUCAUCAACAAGCUCUCCUUCCUGUCGAAUCUUCCCUGGCAGAUGUCCGCGUGGAAGGUCAGUGAGACUCGCCGCAAUAAGGAGAUGAGGGAUGCAUUCUACGAGGCUCUGGACGAUGUCAAGGACCGAUUCAGCAAAGGCAAUGUUGAGGAGUGCUGGAGUUUGCUCUGGCUCACGGACAACAAGGGCGCCGAGGCGAAGAAGCUCGACUACCACGAAGCUGCACAUGCCAUUGGAUCCAGCGCUUUCGUCGCCAUUGCAACUAUCGGUGGCCCGCUCCAUGCCUUCUUCCUUGCCAUGUGCGAGAAGCCGCACUGGCUGCCAAUUCUCCAAGAGGAGAUUGACCGCGUCUGUGGCGACCGUCUGCCAGUUCAGGAGGAUAUGCCAAACAUGCCCAAGCUCCGCGCUACCGUGAAGGAGAUGAUCCGCUGGAGGCAGUCUACUCCACUUGGUGUGCCUCACUCCGUUUUGGAGGAUGAUGUCUACGAGGGCUACCACAUCCCCAAGGGUGCCAUUUGCCACGCCAACAACUACCUCAUCUCCCGCGAGCCCAAGCAAUUCCCUAAGGGCAACGAAUUCGUCCCCGAGCGCUGGAUCGACCCGUCUUACCCGACUUACAAGGAGCCCCUCUCCGAGUUUCCACACAUUCGCGGCGACAUUGCGUUUGGCUACGGCAUGCGUGCGUGCCCUGGCGUCGAUCUCACCAACGUCGAGCUAUUCACUCUCUUCGGCUCUCUCGCCUGGUCGUUCGACAUCAGCCCGAAGGGUGAGAUCCCAAGAUACGAGGUCAACCCGUACGUCAUUACGAUGACUUCGCCAUUCCCGAUCAACAUCACCGCGCGCAGCGAGGAGAAGAAGCGCUUCAUUAUGGACACUGAGGAUGCUGGUUACUGGCUUCACGACAAGAAGGAGCCCAACCUCGGCCGCUGGGACGCGAAGCUUGUCCACGAGGAUGACGGCGCGUUGUACACCUGGGAGGGCCUGACUACACCUUACCAGGCACGUGGCCAGCCCAAGGUGUAUCCCUCGAUCGAAACUGAAGGCCAAGAUUGGUAG